ACAGUACUGUGGUAUCAUAGAAGAAGGAGAGCAGCGACGACGACAACAACAACAACAGCUAUUGGCACCUGUGCGGUUAUUGCCUAAUGUGCGCUAUCAAAUUAACAUUAAACAUUAUUAAAUCAAUUUGAUUUAUUUUUUUAGCAUCAGGGCAACACGUUGGAUCUUUUAAAUAUCUUAAUGGAUGAUCAGAUCUAGACCAUAAAACUCCCGAAGAUAUCCAAAAAGCAGCAGUGAACUCUUCUCUGAGAUCAUGGCCCAACAGAGAGGAGUCAACAGCCUUCAGUUCAACCAAGACCAGAGUUGUUUCUGUUGUGCCAUGGAAACAGGUGUUCGUAUUUACAAUGUGGAACCUUUAAUGGAAAAGGGCCAUUUAGAUCACGAGCAGGUGGGCAGCAUUGCUCUGUGUUCAAUGCUUCAUCGAUCAAACCUCUUGGCUGUUGUGGGAGGCGGCGUCAACCCCAAGUUCUCUGAAAUCUCAGUAUUAAUUUGGGAUGAUGCUCGGGAAGUGCGAGACCCUAAGGACAAAUUAGUCCUUGAGUUCACGUUCACCAAACCAGUGCUGGCUGUGCGCAUGAGGCAUGACAAAAUCAUCAUUGUCCUGAAAAACAGGAUCUAUGUGUAUAGUUUUCCUGACAACCCAGUCAAGAUGUUUGAGUUUGACACUCGAGAUAACCCGAAAGGUUUGUGUGACCUGUGCCCUAGCUUGGAAAAGCAGCUGUUGGUUUUCCCUGGGCACAAAUGUGGCAGCCUGCAGUCAGUGGACCUUACCAACACCAAACCUGGCACAUCAUCUGCUCCUUUCACCAUCAACGCCCACCAGAGUGAAAUCGCCUGUCUGGCACUGAACCAGUCUGGCAGUGUGGUUGCGUCUGCGUCCAGAAAGGGCACGCUGAUCCGUCUGUUUGACACUACAACACGAGACAAGCUAGUGGAACUACGAAGAGGAACAGACCCUGCUACGCUCUACUGUAUUAAUUUCAGUCAUGACUCAUCCUUUCUGUGUGCAUCGAGUGACAAGGGAACUGUGCACAUAUUUGCUCUGAAAGACACCAAACUGAACCGCCGUUCUGCUUUGGCGCGAGUAGGAAAGGUGGGUCCGGUCAUCGGACAGUAUGUGGACAGUCAGUGGUCUCUGGCUAAUUUCACGGUGCCGGCUGAGUGCGCUUGCAUCUGUGCCUUUGGGAAGAACACCUCCAAAAAUGUCAACUCUGUUAUUGCCAUAUGUGUUGAUGGUACAUUCCACAAGUACGUCUUCACCCCUGAUGGAAACUGCAACCGCGAGGCUUUCGACGUUUAUCUGGACAUUUGCGAUGACGAUGAUUUCUAAAGCUGGAGAUAUGUAAAACAGUAGCCUCUUUAACAGAGAACUGUGCUGGUUGUUCCGAUGCUUAUUUCUGUGAGAUUAUGUUACUGCCUUGUAUAAUCAAAUGUAUAUAAAAUCGGCCUGUGAGUAAAAGUCUUGUUAACUUUUAUCUUAUCACUCCACGUGCAGGAGUUUCAAAGUCUGUGAUCGUUCACUUGUUCUUCAGAGAUACUCAGCCUUUGAACACUUUUGAAGGUUUUCUCAUAAUUUGUUUGUCCUGUUGGUGUCCUGUUACUCUUAAGGAAUAAGGUUCCUUAACCUUAAAGGAACUUUAUUUAUGAAUCAAUAAAGCCUUUUGGGUCUAAAUAUA
Carassius auratus (goldfish) is the source of this 1676-nucleotide messenger RNA. Its product is annotated as WD repeat domain phosphoinositide-interacting protein 4-like. Gene Ontology annotation, molecular function: protein binding. NCBI's taxonomy places the organism in Eukaryota, Metazoa, Chordata, Actinopteri, Cypriniformes, Cyprinidae. The transcript has 11 exons. The coding region runs from base 254 to 1330 and encodes 358 amino acids. The record is from RefSeq and is a predicted model, not a curated record.